Molecule: messenger RNA, 189 nt
Organism: Symbiodinium sp. CCMP2592
Lineage: Eukaryota; Dinophyceae; Suessiales; Symbiodiniaceae
Source: the annotation of a GenBank genome assembly
AUGUGCGGACAUUGCAGGCAUCGGGUGGAGCAUUUGCUGCAGUGCUUGCUACCGGAUUUGUCGUCGCCUGGGGGCGCCUCGAUUGCGGUGCGGACAUCAAAGCCGUGCAGGAGAAGCUCAAGACUGCCCAACAGCUGCAAGCGACAUACUCUGCCUUCGCCGCCAUUCUCCGGGACGGCUCCGUGGUGA